Messenger RNA from Periconia digitata, 1482 nucleotides. The record is from the annotation of a GenBank genome assembly. Lineage: Eukaryota; Fungi; Ascomycota; Dothideomycetes; Pleosporales; Periconiaceae.
AUGCCCAACUCUCACCCUCCUCCCGCACACCAGCGCCGCGCGCGAAAUUCGAGAGAUAUGCCUCGUCGCUCACGAUCCUCGCGAGAAUAUACACACGAUCCAAAAGCGGACGCUACCGUGCCGCCGCACUCUUCUGCUGGACAAAAGCAUCACCGUGGCUUACAUCUCCCGCAAUAUAAUCACAAUGGACACAGAGUGACACCCGGAAUCCAACCCGAUGGCGAGAGUGGGAGGCGUGGUUUUCACCCUUUCAAGUUUCUCCAGAUCUGCUUCAGGAGUAAUAGCUUCAUCUCCAAAUGGGUGAAUUUGUUAUGGCCCAUCGUUCCUGUAGCUAUUGCACUGCACUUUGCCCGCCCAGAUCUACCACUCGCCAUUUUCGUCACCAACUACAUUGCCAUGGUCCCAGCCGCUAACAUGGUUGGUUUCGCUGGAUCGGAAUUCGCUCGCAAACUCCCCAAGGUUCUCGGCGUCGUUGUCGAAACCACCUUUGGCUCCAUCGUCGAGAUUAUCCUCUUCAUGGUACUGCUCAAGACUGGUGGAGACCAGAAUGUCCAGGUUAUUCGAUCCGCUAUUCUGGGUUCCAUCUUGGCCAACAUGCUGCUGUGCUUGGGUUUCUGCUUUGUAGCUGGAGGUCUGCUAGGUGGUGAACAAGUUUUCCACGAGGCCGUUUCUGAAGCAGGCAGCGGUCUGAUGCUGGUUGCAGGAAUGGGUCUGGUUCUCCCGACCAUAUACUACAACGCCCUCAACGGCAGGACGGAUCUGACUAUCGCCGGAGGCGAAUCCGAAAUUGCAGACGAGAUGCUCAAGAUCUCCCGGGCUACGGCCAUCAUCCUGCUUGCGGCUUACCUUGUCUUUCUCUUCUUCCAGAUGAAGUCGCACGAUAAUCUGUUCGCUGAAAUCUAUGAAGCCGACGAGCUUGUCGACAAGGACCGACACGAAGAACUCGCCAAGCCAAAGCUCACUCUUACAGAGUGCAUUGUUGCGCUGGUCAUUUCGCUGGCCUGUGUCUCCAUGAUCGCAGUAUUCCUGGUCCUUCAGAUCCCGUACAUGGUUGAAGAGCGACACAUCAGCGAUGCGUUCGUUGGUUUGAUCUUGAUUCCUGUGGUAGAGAAGUUUGCUGAGCAUCUCCUAGCCAUUGACGAAGCCUACGACGGCCAAAUGAACUUGGCCCUCGCGCACGUCCUCGGAGCAUCCAUCCAGACAGCUCUCCUCAACACCCCCCUAGUCAUCAUCGUUGGCUGGGGUCUCCACAUCAACAUGGAUAUGAAGUUCGAGAUCUUCGAUUCAGUCUCUUUGAUCCUUGCUAUUCUCGUAGUCGGGUCUUUCUUGCGCGACAAGAAGUCCAAUUACCUCGAAGGAACAUUGUGUAUCUUUGUAUACCUCAUCAUUGCUGUUGCUGCGUUCUAUUACCCCAAUCCGGCUGGCCAUGGGGGUGGCGGUGGUCAUGGAGAAGAGGCAGCUCCAGCGGGAGAACAUCAUUAA